AAGUAAUUAAAGCGAGUGCUUGGAAGUGUUUUGAAUCUAGAAGUGUUUGAGUAGCAAUUCGACAAUAUAAAUUAUUUCAUAGUUUGUUUAACAGGAAAAUAUCAGUGAUGGAUAGUGUUAACAGUUCAAAAGAGGCUGAUAUGGAAAGCAUCUUCCCCAUUGAAUUACCACAAGAAACUAUUUUGGAUGUAGUCAUCAAGUCUAAAGAUUGUAGCGACCGUGGCCUUGUUAAAGUGAUUUCUUAUAAUAUUGCGCCUGCUGAUAACGAUUUAGGUUUAUCUGGAGAUUAUUACUCUCUUUCUGUUACUUUCAAAACUGACGAAAAAGAUGGUGAAUGUAAUCAACAAUUUUUUAUAAAAAUGUUGCCAGUGCGGUACCCAAUGGAACGUAACAGAGUGAAAUAUUUAAAGCUCUUUGACAGAGAGAAGAUUAUGUAUGCUACCAUGAACCGAUUGGAAUCUGAGAUCAAGCAGAACUGGCGGCCAAACUUUUACUUCGCGAAUGACAGUCUACUUGUUAUGGAGGAUAUAAAAAAAAUGAAUUUUCAGUGUUUAAGUUCAAGUCAAAUAUCUCCAGAGUUGACGAAAGCCUGUCUUGAACAACUGGCUCAGUUGCAUGCGAAAGGCAUUGCAGAAAAUAUUUCGAAAGGAAUAAGUAACCUUCAAAAAGAUUCCCCUUUGAACGAUUGUUUACUGGAAAGAUACAAUCCUUGGGUUCAAACAGGAUUCAUGGCAAUUCAGGCAUUAGCUCUAAAAGAUGCAAGGAAUCAGUCCGACCAGCGACAGAAAUUUAUCAAGGACGAACUAAUUCUGUCAAUGAAUAACAUUUUCGAUUUACUGAAGGCAACAAAUGAUACCCUGAAGAUAUUAUGCCAUUGUGAUUUGCGCCCUAAAAAUAUCUUUUUCAAGAAAGUAGAAGAUGGACAAGAUUCAGACUCUAAAAUUCAAUGUCGGUUCGUGGAUUUUCAAGAAGUUCGAUGUCUACCACCAGCCAUAGAUGUUCUGCUAUUUCUCUACUAUAACUUGCGGGAACCCAUCCUAACAGAUGAUAUUUUUACUGAAUAUACUAAAUAUUAUUAUGCAAAACUGAAAAGUUGCUGCGAAAAUAUGAAUAUUGAUUUAGGGAAUCAUUUAACAGAUGCGGAUUUUGAAGAAACUUUAGACCGGUACAAAGGUCUGGCGCUGGUGAUGAGAGCCCUUCAUGCUCCCUUUUUGUGUGAUCCUAGUUACACUUUCCAAUUGAGGAACAAGGAUAUUGAGAAGUACAUUGAAUGUAUGUCUGCAGAUAGGUUGGAAAUGAUUGCCGCUGUAUGUGAGAAAGAUAAAACUUCUGAACUAUUUAUUUCGGAAUCUAUUCAAGCAAUUGUUGAAUUUUUCGAUAGAGAGCAGUAACAAAGAAAAUAUUUAAGAGUUGAAAAUUGAACAUUCUAUUUAUUUUUGUAACUAUUUUGGUGGUCAUAUAUUUAGUAUAUAUUCAAAAUCAACUUGAAUUGUGUUCACAGUAUUAACAAAAAGAAAUAAAAUUUACGAUCGUUUGAAAACAUUU
Molecule: messenger RNA, 1545 nt
Organism: Hermetia illucens (black soldier fly)
Lineage: Eukaryota; Metazoa; Arthropoda; Insecta; Diptera; Stratiomyidae
Exons: 4
Coding region: 108-1391 (427 amino acids)
Source: RefSeq, a predicted model, not a curated record